GCGGGGUUGGUGCUUAAAGUAGCACGAUGAUGCGCGCAUGUGUGAUCAAGAAGCCAUAUGAGGUCGUGAUCGAGGAGCGUGCUAUACCGAAGGCUGGCGAGGGCGAUGUCGUCGUCAGAGUCGAGCUGACAGCGCUCUGCGGAUCGGAUUUGCAUGUCUACCGCGGGCAUCCCCCUCAGCCACAGUAUGACUUCACCAUGGGCCACGAAUUCGUGGGUAGUGUGCACUCUGUCGGCGAAGGUGUGAAGUCGUUCAAAGAGGGCGAUCGUGUCGUGGCACCGUUCACGCUCUCCUGCGGACAAUGCUUCCAGUGCGAACGAGGCCUUUCGAGUCGAUGUAAAGACUCCAAGCUGUUCGGCAGCAUAGCACUCGACGGCGCUCAAGCCGAAUAUGUCAGGGUACCCCACAGUGAAUCGACACUCUUCCAUGCGCCGACGGAUGUGCCCAGCUCGCAUUUGGUCAUCAUGGCGGACAUCAUGCCGACCGGGUUCUUUGCGAGCAAGAAUGCAUGGACGAUGCUCAACGAGACCGAGCGGAAAGGUGCGACGGCCGUCGUCAUUGGCUGCGGCCCCGUCGGUCUGUGCGCGAUCACAGCAGCCACGCAGAAUUUCAAGACUGUCUUUGCCAUCGAUUCAGUGCCAGAUCGACUAGAUCUGGCCAAGCAGCAUGGAGCAAUACCGAUUGAUCUCAACGCAAAGAGCCCUUCGGCUGUCGAAAUCAUCCAGAAGCGGACUGACGGCCGAGGACCGGAUGCAGUUCUCGAGCUUGUGGGCGCUCCUGAUGCGCUUCAGCUGGCUAUCGACCUCGUCCGCGUUGGAGGCGUUAUCGCUUCCUGUGGUCUUCAUACUCAUGACAUCACGCUCAAAGGCAUCCAGCUCUACAACAAGAACAUCAAAUUCCAGUUUGGCAGAUGUCCCGUCUCUUCGCUGUUCGAAGAGGCCCUUGCAUUGCUGAGAAAGGUCAGCAAGGAGAACCCUAAGCUUUGGGAUAAUUUCAUCCAGGCCAAGGUCCCUCUGGACGCUGCACCAGAGUAUUACGAAAAGUUUGACAAACGCCUUGUUGGCAAGACAGUCUUCACCAUGUAGCACGUCAGAUUGCACUGCAGAGCACAACACUUCGCGCGAGACAAUUAGCAAGACUAAGCUGAAACAUUUACCUUUUCUUCGGUGCCAAAUCGUUCUGCUCGUUUCCUCAUCUUCUCCAGCUCCGCCGCGUCAGGUACGUAUGCUGGCUUCUUGGCCUCUGUGGUGCUGCUGACUGGCUUUGCCUCUUGCUUCUUCACCUUUUUGGCAUCCUUCGCGGGUCCCUCUGUCUUGGUAGCUUCCCCAUUCGUCGCGGCCUUGCCCUGUCCUGCUUUGCGUUUGCGACCACCCGCCAGAGCCUCAUCGAUUUGCGAUACACUCU
Mixia osmundae IAM 14324 is the source of this 1404-nucleotide messenger RNA. RefSeq lists its product as uncharacterized. The transcript is spliced from 2 exons. Gene Ontology annotation, molecular function: zinc ion binding; oxidoreductase activity. NCBI's taxonomy places the organism in Eukaryota, Fungi, Basidiomycota, Mixiomycetes, Mixiales, Mixiaceae. The record is from RefSeq and is a predicted model, not a curated record. The coding region runs from base 27 to 1085 and encodes 352 amino acids.